UUAUCGGUCUGUUAUCAACGUAUAAACCACAUAAGAAAAUGUCCCAAACACUUUUGUUCCUAGUAGAACAUAUUUUUGCGUACGGGGAAUGGGAAUUCACCAAUGAGACCGUGGUGACCGAGGUAGUCUCGUCGGCCAGUUAAAACGUUCAUUUGAUAAAGUGGCGUAAAAAUCCACCAAUCGCAGAGUAGUUUUAUGUGUAUGUCCUCCAAUGGUUAUAAGCUAUUUCGUAGAGUGGGCGGAAAUGUUAUAGAGUGUCUUUUGUGCACUACGGAUACUUUUGUAGCUGAAACAUAGUUGUGAAUGUGGCAGCAAAGAGACAGGGAGGGGUAGACCGGGUAUUGUCGUUUUAGAUAUAGGGAUUAUAUAGUUAGUCUCACUUUAUGUGUCACUAUUUAGGACCAAAAACGCGAAAGAGUUACGGUGACGACGUUUGUUUGGAUUAUUGUCUAACGGCGAGGAUAAAGAAAACAUGGGGCGAUAGGGCAGCAGAAAUGAUUCUCUGGUAGUAUUCUUAGUGUAUUUAUUUAUUUAUUUUCCUAUUUUUCCCCACUUCGUAUUUCUUCUCCACGCCGUGGGACAACCGCGGGACUGCGGGUUGUGAGGAUGGACCAGGCAAGCAUCCUACGAAAGUUCAUCCAGGGGGUCCAAGCUAUGCGAACCGGAGACCAGAAAGGAGAAGAUAACUUUGGCAGUGACUUCAUGAGAUUACGGAGGCUGUCCACCAAAUACAGGACGGAGAAGAUCUACCCCACCAACACGGGCGAGAAGGAGGAGAACGUGAAAAAGAACAGAUACAAAGACAUACUGCCAUUUGACCACACUCGGGUAAAGCUGACGUUGAAAACCACCAAUCAGGACACAGAUUAUGUCAAUGCCAACUUUAUCAAGGGCAUUGAUGGACCUGAAGCCUACAUUGCCACCCAGGGUCCUCUACCCAACACUGUGCUCGACUUCUGGAGGAUGAACUGGGAGUAUAACGUAGCGGUCAUCGUGAUGGCCUGUCGAGAGUUUGAGAUGGGAAGGAAAAAGUGUGAGCGGUACUUUCCUCUGUCUGGAGAGGAGCCCAUGUCCUUCGGCCCGUUCACAGUCUCCUGUGAAUCGGAGCAGGCCAGGACAGACUACUUCAUCAGGACCCUGGCUGUGGAGAAUGAGAGUGACACUAGAAGGAUAACACAGUUUCAUUACAUGAACUGGCCCGACCAUGAUGUUCCCUCCUCCUUCGACUCCAUCCUCGACAUGAUUGGUCUGAUGAGGGAGUACCAAGAGAACGACCACGUCCCCAUCUGCAUUCACUGCAGCGCUGGCUGUGGAAGGACGGGGGCUAUCUGUGCUAUAGACUACACAUGGAACCUUCUCAAAGCUGGGAAGAUUCCAGAAGACUUCAAUGUGUUCCGGUUGAUUCAGGAGAUGAGGACACAGAGGCACUCUGCUGUUCAGACCAAGGAGCAGUAUGAAUUGGUCCACAGAGCCAUCGCCCAGCUGUUUGAGAAACAGCUGCUCCUUCUGGAGGGCCCUGCCAACUCAGAGAUACCAGACGGCAUGGUGAGGACAUACACACGCACUGAGGAUGAGAGCAGCCCAGAGAAAUCAAGCCACCAAUCAGACGAGGAGAGGUGGGAUACCCCGCCCCCUAAGCCACCCCGCAUACGCAGCAGUCAGGUCGAGGGGGAUGUGAAGGAGGAGAUCCUGCAGCCUCCAGAGCCCCGCCCCGUCCCCCCCAUCCUCACCCCAUCUCCCCCCUCCGCCUUCCCCACGGUGACCCAAGUCCGCCAGGACAACGACCGCUACCACCCCAAACCAGUCAUCCAUGUCCUGGCCCAGGCCCAGCAGAACCACAACCCCCACAAUGCACAGGGGCCCGACCUCAACGAGAACUACAACAAAUCAGGCUCGGACAGCCUCCAAGCGCCCGAGAAGCCCCCGUUGACCCCGUCCUCCCCCUCCUCCCCUUCGCCGGGCGACGGAGGCGGCGAGAAGCGGCCGGAGAGGAAGCUGAGCAUCGAGAUCAAGAAGGUUCCGCUGCAGGAGGGUCCUCGGAGCUUCGACGGAGGCAACAUCCUGCAGCGUAGCCACGCCUUCAAGGCCCGCCACUCCAACAACGUCUCCUUCUCCGAGGACUCGGGGGCGGGGGAGAAUCUACCCGGGGGGCAGAGCCAGCCCGGGGGGAGGGGCAGCCCCGUCCCCCUCCGGCCCAAUCACCUGGCCCUGAAGGGGGAGAAGGCGGGGCAUGCCGCCUGGGCCGCGCCCCCUGGCCUAGAGAAGAGUCCAACCACACCUGAAAAGAACCGCGUGCGAGACUCCGCCCCCCAGCCCUGUGGCUCCGCCCCCGUCAGGACUGCUCUGAGCUUCACCAAUCCCCUCCACUCAGACAACUCCGACGCGGAGGGGGAGGGCGAGGCCAAGAGCUCGAGAAACUCCGCCCCCACUCCCGUCUCAUGUAGUGUCUCUACGGCGACGGCAACGGUUUCCAAGGCGCCACACCAUAGCGACCAGAUGCCCAGCAGGAAGGUGUGGCCGAUGUCCAUCGCCGGGCAGAACGCCUCCAAGACGCCGUCGCCAACGGGAACGCAAUCAGACAGUGACGAGGACUCACCUCCCCCCCUCCCUGAGAGAACCCCUGAGUCCUUCAUACUGGCCACAGACCCAACAGAGGUGAGGUUAUUGGGGGCUGUGGAGCAGAGUGAUGCAGGGGAGAGGGCUGGACCAGGGCCAGGGCCAGGAGCCAGCAUGGGGUCUCCUCUCAGAUCACAGAAAGACGUGUCCGGAGAGAGACGGGACAGUAAGGGCGUGUCUGAGCCCGCGGGCAGGGUGGCCCUGCCUGGCCCCGUCACUUCUGGGAUCGCAGCAGCGGCAGAGACCAAGGCCGCAGAGACGGGUGGGGUUCGGUAGGCGAUCCACACAACCCAAAGGCCCCAGGGAGCCCCCCUCGAAGUGGACAUGACAACCCCCCCAUCCCUCCUCUCCUCACAUGCUAAAACCUCAAAGCCCCCCCACUGUCCCCCCUCACCUACACGCUCCUUUAAGUGCCACUGUAUCCCAGGGAGAAGGCCCCUGAAUGCUGUUCCAUCCUUUCAUCGACUCUCUUUCCUUCCUCCUGAACUGCCACCCAUCUGCAGAGCAACAUGCAUGAACUACCCAAGGUGCAGCGCUCCACCGGUGCGCUGUACUCUCGCUGGUUGCCAGGGGCUCUCUGUGUGUGUGUGUGUGUGUGUGUGUGUGCUGGUGCUAUUCUUCUAAUCGCCGUAGAUACAGAACUCCUGGAGCGGACUGUUCCAGUUAUGCAUCACUACCAAGUCGGCCAUGUUGGAUGUUCCUGCCUAGUCCCCUUGGUUCCUAUUGGAGUUGUUUCAGUGUUUCUCUCCUUCUUUGCUGGGACCAUGUACCUGCCUUAUCCUUCGAAAGAAAGAAAGAGAGAAAGAGAGAGAAAGAAAGAAAAAGAGAAACUGACAUUCUACUUCUACACCUCUUCUGUUUCUUUCUUUAGCAUUUCGGAAAGACACUUUCUUGUCUUCUGUGCUUUGAGACUUGUGACAGAAGCGUGUGGCUAGGGACUGAGGACUACUGUUGGAUUUUGUUUUUGUUCUGUUUGUUUCGAUCCUCGCUAACUUCUCGAUAGCUCCAGUUAUAUAUGCAUUGUUUAAUAAAUGUACAGGGCGACUAGGUAUAUAAUAUUUCAGAUUUUGCUGUCUUAAGUAUUCUUAAUAACAGAAGAUGUAAGAAGUCAGUGCAUGAGUCUCUGUCCCUGAUAAGGUUGCCCAAACUGUCAAUAGUUUUGCCCUCCUUUUGUUUCAGCAAAUACUUCAGGGUUGUCAUUGUUCUAUCUUGUUUUUUUUUUUUUUCAUGUCUCUAAUUAUAUGUUCAAAGUUUUAAUUGACUGGACUUUGGUGAAAACAGCCAGUCCUAUCACAAUGGCAAACGGGCUCAAGAUAAGAUUGUAGUAAUAAUAAUAAUGCUCUUUUUUGUAAAUUGUAUUCUAAAGGUUAUUUUUGUAUACACUGUUGUUGGUUCCAUCAUGCCCUGUUCUCUUCUCUACUGGACCACUGGACUUGUUUUCAGAGCCCCCCCCCCCCCGUGCCUUUCAGAGAGCACCCAACUUCCUCAUCCUCCUCCAAUCAACAUCCAUCACUGGAGCGAGUGCAGUGUGUGUGUGCUCUGUGUCACCUCUGGGACUCUCUCAGCUACUCCCCCCUCCCACACACACACACAUGCAUACACACACAAACAUAUAACACACACAUCUGUUUGUAUGUUGCUGAACUCAAUCGACCUGUCAGUAAAAGAGAAAGACAUCAGA
Messenger RNA from Hypomesus transpacificus, 4297 nucleotides. It is a transcript of the gene ptpn12, whose product is annotated as protein tyrosine phosphatase non-receptor type 12. Lineage: Eukaryota; Metazoa; Chordata; Actinopteri; Osmeriformes; Osmeridae. The record is from RefSeq and is a predicted model, not a curated record. Bases 607 to 2892 code for a protein of 761 amino acids. Gene Ontology annotation, molecular function: non-membrane spanning protein tyrosine phosphatase activity. The transcript has 17 exons. Gene Ontology annotation, cellular component: nucleus; cytoplasm. Gene Ontology annotation, biological process: peptidyl-tyrosine dephosphorylation.